Frieseomelitta varia is the source of this 14091-nucleotide messenger RNA. RefSeq lists its product as uncharacterized. The coding region runs from base 155 to 12418 and encodes 4087 amino acids. Gene Ontology annotation, molecular function: ATP hydrolysis activity; ATP binding; lipid carrier activity. The transcript is spliced from 50 exons. Lineage: Eukaryota; Metazoa; Arthropoda; Insecta; Hymenoptera; Apidae. Gene Ontology annotation, biological process: transmembrane transport; lipid transport. Gene Ontology annotation, cellular component: membrane; intracellular membrane-bounded organelle. The record is from RefSeq and is a predicted model, not a curated record.
CGACCCGUCAGCUCGAUGAGGCCCGAGUGAUAUUACAGCUCUAGCUAGUUUGGUUUUGUUUGACGAUCAAGGCGACUGUUGAUAUAUAUCAAUUCGCGCGAUCCGGAGGAAUUUGCCGGAGUAAAAGUAAACAUCUGAUAUUGUUCUCGCAAAGAUGAGGGUCGAUCAAAUCGGACUGCUCUUAUGGAAGAAUUACAUCGUGCGAAAACGCCAACCGGGUAUAACGGCCCUGGUAUUCGUAUGGCCGGUGGUCGUGUUCAUGAUCCUCUACACGAUUCGUGACAACGUGGAUCCGAGGUACUAUCCAACUUGCCAAUUUCCUGCGAGGUCGAUGCCACAGGAUGGUCUGCUCCCGUUCGUUCAGAGUUUCAUCUGCAGCCUUGGGAAUCCCUGCGACCCUCUGUCGGAAUACGAAGAGGUUCCCUCUUACAGAAACGCCACUCUAGGUCCGUUGGUGGUAGAGUUGCAGCCGAUGCUCGGUAACGAGACGAUUCUUUCCGCCAUCAGCACCCUGCCGAAUAGCAUCCAGCUUCUGAAAUCAAUGGCGCAGAUACUUACCAGACCGGAAAUCAAAUCGCUGUUCGAUCGAGGGAUUCGAUUGGGUGAUCUGUUCAACAACCACGAGGAAAUCAAGAACCACCUCAGGCUUCAGAUGCCGUACGCGCGAAUCGGAUUGAUCGACCAACUGUUCAACUCGUCUAUAAAGUUGUUAUACCUCGUCGAGGCGUUCGGCUCGUCCAAUAUCGACGGAGUGAUCUGCUCGCCGGAAAGUUUGAAGAAGUACCUGAUUCUACGGGACGAGCAGGACUACGCGGAGAUCUCCAAGAUGCUCUGCGACAUCGACUCGGACAUGAUACCCGACAUGCUCGAGAGUUUGUCCAAGCACCUUGAUUUUUCCGGUUUACUGGAGAUGGUCGACCGAGUAAUGGCAAAGUUCCGCGACUACGAUUUCUUCGACGACCUGAGGAGAGCGGUCGAAACGAUCCUCGAGCUGCAGACCGUGCAGAAGUACAUCCCAGAGUAUUUGAAGAUACGCCAAUGGCUGCCAAAGAUAAUAACGAUGUUCAAGAACGUCACGUUCAAAGAGAUUGACCUGACUUUCGUGAACAAAUCGAUGCAAGUUUUGGACCCGGUGUUUUCGAAGGAGCGCGACUGGCCAACCGUGCGGCAGGCAUUCUCAAAGUUGCAAAAGUUCCUCGAGCUGGCUAAACAAACAUUGAACGAUCGAACUACCGUCGACUCGUCCGACAGUUUUUUCAUACUAGUGCAGCGUUUAUCCGGCGGGUUUCAACUUAUGCUCGACAGUGUGGCGAAUCCGGAGAAUUUCACUCAAAUUCUGGACCUGGGCAUUUCCAUUCUGCACGACGGCGCCAAAUUAACGCAGAGUAUCUUGGACCGUCACGUCGACGACAUUCAACUACCAGCCGAGAUUCUGGACGGACUCACGGAUUUUUUCUCGGACAACGUCCUAGCAACGUUGAGCUACGUCAUAUCUUUCAUGCGAGUUAUAGUCAGGAUGCUGCAUCACGCCGCCGUCAUUCACGAGGACGUUCAAUACAGAGUUUACAAUAUUUCCAUAAAUCACAAGGACACGGUGGAGAAACUGUUAACGAGCCUCGAGCCGAACGUUUAUCGAGCUCUCGUCAAAUCGUUCUCCAACUUGAACUUCGUCGAGAAAUUCGUGGAUAAAGUCAAGUUCAACAGAGUGGAGGAUUUCUUUUGUCAAGGGGAGACGUUGAACGAAAUCAUUCGGCUCUCCGAACUGGGGAGGAACGAAUCUAGGUAUAUCGAGGACACAGUGUGCAACGAUGCCGGGAAGAAGUUCAUCCGUGAUGUGUACGAAAGUUUCGCGCUGAACAACUUCGAGAGCAUAAUGAACGACGCUUUGUCCACGGUGUUCAGCAUGGUGCUGCACAGGGUAGUCAGCAUCGAGAAAUCGAACCUAACAUCGCUCGUCAGCAACACGAGGGAACUGGUGUCGCAUUUGAACUCGCCGAGGAGACCAGAGCCCGACUGGACCGUGUUCAAGUUCAAUGAAAAAUGGCACGAGGCUUUCGAAGAAACUCGAGCCCAAGGAAGAUUGAACCUCCUGGCGAUCCACUUGAGCAUCGCGAAAAUGAUCGGUUCUCAUAGUUUAACUUACACCACCAUCGAGCCUGACCUGAGGAAGAUGGACAUACUCGCGGAGAUAAUCCUGCAGGACUUGAAGAGGAAUCCCACGAGCUGGAUCGGUGAAUUCAGACAGCGGAAGAUGGAACUGAUCGAGUCGUUCUACUUGACAGUGAUCGACAAGGAUAAGGCUCUAAACAUUCUGGAAUACGACAAUUUCACGAGAAUCUACUGCACGAAUCCGUACCGACCGGACUUGAUCAAUUUCCCGAAAGGCUCGAACGAAACUGUGCUGAAGGCGUUGGUCUGUCGCAUCUCGAAGUUGGUGCAAACGGACUUGGAGAUGAACAUAUCGGACAUCGAGCAGACGGAGGAAUUCCGCUACAGGAACAAGGCGCCGUUCAAUUGGACGGGCUUCAACGCGAAAACGAUCGAGAUUUAUCGUUACGUCGAUACUCUGGUCCACCAGGAGAAUUCGGACUACAACUCGAGCAGAUUGGAAAGAUUGAAGGAGGAGUUUCAAACGUCAUGGAGCCUCAAUUUAGGCGCGAAAGAUGUUUUCGAGAUGAGCGUAGGUUUGAUCUGCAAGUUCUUCAGUCUGAUGGAGAGCCCUCUGUUCCGCGCGAAAGGAAUGUGGAAGGAGAUGCACGCGAUUGCCUGGGCGUCAUCGGUGAUCUUCGAGAACGUCGAGAGGAUCGUCGAUCAAAUCCAAAAGAACGAUCAUACGGCGAAGCUGUCCGAGGUGCUGCAGGACAUGCCGCAGACGGAGAUACUUCUGAGCGCUGUCCUGCGAAACUUGUCCCCUCUGAUCCUCGACGUUGUCGACAUCGUUACCAUGAAGCCGAUUCAUCUCAUAUCCGUCCUAGAUGAUUACAAGACGCGAGAGGAACAUUGGCCCUGCGUGAAAAACGAGAGCGUCGGAUCUGCCAUGGAGAUGCGGGACGGCACUCGGGAAAUAAUAAGGGAGAUCGAGAGGGUGUCGUGUAAUCCAGCUUUGUUUAUUAAAGAAUGGAGAGAGCAAGCGGUGUUCGCGAGAGCGAAGAAAAUUUUUCAGCGUGACAACGUGAUUCAAUCGCCGCCCUUCAAUUGGACUUUGGGUUACAUAAUAUUCCGUCGACAGGCCAAGAAGCUCGACGAUCUGGUCAACGACGUGAAAGAAGUUGUUCUGGCGGAGCAGCCGAAUUUCUCGGAGCACUUGGAGUCCCUCGUGUCAGAAGUUAAGAGCAUAUUCAGCAAUAGAUGGCCGGAUAUGAAGAACGAUGCCAAAAACACCCUCGAAUACAUCGACUACGAAUUGGACAAGAUAGUGACGGUUUUCCAGAAUCAUCUUUCGGCUAAAGAAUUUUGGACACCGACGAUUCGCGUGGAGGAUCGAGUUCUCCUUCUGGUGAAAUAUCUCUCGCACGUUGUUCACAAAACGAUAAAGACUGCAACUGACAUUUUACGCGAUGCUGCGUUGCAACAGCCUUCGGAAAAAUCCGUAAAAUUUAGCUUGCUACCUCUGUUGGGGUUCAACGACAAAACACCAAUCUCGAUUUAUUACAACAAGCUGCACUACGUUCUGGCCACGCUGGUCAACGGAUUAUCGGCCUCGGACGUCGGCAAUCGCAUAGUAACGUCAUCAGGCAACGUCACGUGUUCUCGAUUAUUCGAAUGGUGGUCGGAUCACGUCAUGGGCCUUAGCUCCGAGGAAUACAGGAUUUUGAAGAAUUUCACCUGUGAUCUUGUCCCUGACAACUUCAACGCUUACACUGACCUGUACAUGGCCGAGGAAAGUCUAUGGUCGAAGCCUGUCAAUAGCUAUCGAUCGUACACGAUCACGUCGAUUGGCGACUUGUACGAAUUUGCGUUUGAAGUUCGGAGCAUCAUGGGAAGCACAGCGGACAGGAACGUGGAAAUCGAGAUGCCAUUUUCGAUGUCGUAUCUGUCGACUACUCUUGAGAAGUUCAAGGACGCUCUAGAGUUCCACGACGAAGAGACCAUUCAAGAGAAGGAGUUAAGAGGGAGUAAUUACGGAAUCUUUAUCGAGGGUGUCGCCGAGGUUUUGAAUCACAUCGCGAACGCGAUGAAAAACAUCAACACCGAGAACAGUGAUAUCAACAUUUGGGACCUUGUCGAGAGUGGCGAUGCCCGCCAGUUGUUGAAGAUUCUCGACCAUCAUCCCGAGGAAACGAUCGCUCUGGUGGCUAGUCUUACCACGCUCGAUUCGUCGACAAACGCUCUCACGUCGUACGAGGACGUAAGGAGAGCCAUGUGCAACUUUCGGUUCAACUCGAGCUACUGGUCCACUCCGAACAGAACUCGAUUCGUGACGGAAAUAUGCUCCCUCGACCCCGAACAAUUACUCAAGAGCGUCACCAGCGCGGAUUACUACUCUCGCGUGACCGGUCAAACGACGUUACCAAAAUUAACGUCCCUGAGCUCCUCCGUUACCAAACUGUUGGACACGGCGUUGAACUUGCAAGCGGGGCGGGAGUCCGCUCUCGUCAUAAAGUCGAGAAUUUUCAACGGCACCACCUGGAGGAAUUUGUCGAACGAGACGUGGUCCGUGAUCGGGAGAGCCGGCGAAACCUGGAUCCGUAAGAGCACGAGGUUCAUCGAGAAUCGCGAAAAUCAGACGAGAUUAGACGGGGCGACGGACCCGUUCACGAAAUUGGCCCGGGCGUAUCAGCUUCUGGACGCCACGGUCGAGCUACUGGCCGGCGGCGAUAUUUGGCAAAAGGUUCGCGCCGUCUACGAGAACUCGAGGGUGAAACCUAUCUUAACUCUGAUAGAAGACCUGCCGAACCUCGCCGUCACCGGUGUUGACACUUUCGUGAAGUCGGAGAGAUUGAACGAUUUCGGGGAGAAACUCUCGCUCGGCAAGGUACACCCGUGCGACAUCGACAAAUAUUUGAUCGUGCCCAGUUUCGUACGGAAGAAGGUCCUUUUGUCGAGCAUCACCAACUUCUGCCAAAAGAUCGUUCUCAACGAGAGACGGCUGACUUUGAUCGAUAUAUUGCCCCUCGAUGUCAAGUUUGAGGAGAGACGAAGAUGGAGGAACUCGUCGGACGCGUACGACGAGAGUUACUUGCUGAAAAAACUGGCGCACGUCGAGUCGACGAUAAUUCGAGCCGCCUCGGAAGGUUACAAAGAGCCGAAGGUUCCAAUAUGGUGGACGUCUUUCAAGGAAGGCAGCCUCGAGGAUUUUUUGGCCCAAUACAGAAAGGAGGAUUUGACUGCGCUCGCGCACUUGGUGGUGAAAAAGGUCUUCACGUUCGCUGGGAACGUUCUGAAUUCCGCCGAGAGUACCAAAGACUGUUCGUGGUGCGUCACGAUCCCCCUCGAAAUUCUCAAUUCCCAGCUGCGGAACCAUCAGCUGUACGGGAAGCUUCUGUGUCAGUUGCCCAAGUUGAACAUAUCGAAGAUCCACGAUAUCCUGAUGCACGAUUUCUAUUGGAAUAAAACCGCUACUAUGAUACAGAAUUACAGCUAUCUAAGCGUCAAACGGACUAGACGCGAGUUCCUGGAGACUUUGGAAGGCACGUUCCACCACGUCGCCGACAUACUGGUGAAUUUUGGGAACGAGACCUACAGCGACAGGAUGGACGAAUGUUUCUACAGAUUCGUCGGACGUCCCGCUUAUUCCAGACCAGGACUGUACGUGACCAUGGUCCUCGGAAUGUUGGACGUGCUGCAGAAGAACGUGUUCAUCGUGGAGACGAGUCGAAAUCACAGGAACAUCGACGCGUUGUCCAGGAUAGCGGAGAAGUACGUCCCGAUCUGGAUGCCGCUGCGCGACGUCGUGAAGACGUCGCACGUCGAUCAUGUGGAGGCGUUCCUGCCAGGAGCGAUGAUUAAUGUGAACGCGUUGUUGAACGACAGAAACAACUCUCUUUGCAAGACGAAGCCGGAAUGCCGGAACAAGACGAUCCUGUACAAUUAUCUCAGUUCGAAGAGAGGGGAGAAAGCGUUCCAGUACGAUCCGAAAGCGUCGUCGAACUAUCGCUCGUUGACGGUGAUCGCCGAUCGGUUGUCCGAGAGUCUGGAUCUAGAUCGGAUCGAUCGCGAGCUGGGGCAGUGGCGUAUGGACGCCGCGUGGAACUUAACGUGGCUGAAGGAGAUCCUCAGGCACUUGUCCGUCGUUAUCGAAGAGAGCGGCAAUCUGCUCGACGUCGCCAGUAAAAUAGACUUUGAGGACGUCUCGAAUGUCCUGGAAGUUCCUGAUAUCGUCGACGGAGUGGUUAAUAUCCUGAAGGAUAAGACGGUGGACAAGCUUUUCGACGGAAUGAAGGAAUUAGCCGAAGACAUUAAGCCGUUCGUCGAGGAUCAAUACGUGCUGGACGAUAUCUAUCGAAUAAUCGCGACGCUGCAGUCGAUGGACAUCUUCAAGAAUUUAGGACUGCUCGACAUGAAAUACGUUAUCAGAGAUAUGUUCGACAACUGGGACGCGGUGAGGUCGUACCUGGUGGAUAAGAUCGGAAUUUCCAACGACGCCGCGUUGACGCUGAGCCAGGCCAAGAUCGACAUGAUUCCCGUUUUCAUGAAAGAAAGAAGAGCUCUCAGCUUGAGGGAGAUCAUUUGCUCGCCGGCGAAACUCGGCGACAUGUUGAAUUUCAAUGGCGGCCGAGCCACCCCCGAGGAAAUCAGUUCCACUGUUUGUCAGCUGGACGACUCGCAGACGCGCGACGUGGCGAUAAUGUUGAUCAAAAAUUUAAAUUUCGACUACAUCUUUAAGACAGUGAUGAGCGCGAACGUGAAAAGUAUAUUGGCCAACGCGAACUUGACGGAGACAGAGGGAAAAAUGGUACUGGAUAAUCUCGGCGUGGCCGCGGAGUUGUUGCCGUUCUUCAAAGACAAACUUUCUUCCUCUCGAAUGCCAACGGCGGAGGCGUUGGAGACAGAUGCGCAAGAACCGGAUCAAACUACAGUCCCUACGUCCAAGUUCCUUCAGGAUUCCAGCGAGAUGCUGUGCGGGCAGCCGAUGGUCUCCGAUAACGGUGACUUGUACAGAAUCAUCUCGAGGAUCGAGGACAAUAGCAAAGUGUUCGACAAGGCUGAGCUCGACUCUCUGCCCACCGAUUUUUGCAGAGACACCUACAAAAGUAUGGUAACGAUGAAUGGCGGGAAAAUCAUAUGGUCUUACGUGAAACCUCUGCUACGUGGCCAGAUACUUUACGCCCCCAACACCACGGCGAUCAACAAUAUAAUGACAUUGGCAAACAAAACGUUCGUGGAAAUGGAGCACUUCGGCGUGUUGAUGAACAGUUUCGAGAGAACUUUGAUCUCGUUGAUGAAUCUUACCGAGAUGAGCGACAGUCUGAAGGAGCUUCAAGACAUAAUGUCGUCGGACGUUAUAAAAAUUGCCAUCAGAUCAUUUGGUGGCGGUGACUUCAAAGGCGGAGAUUUCGCCGAUAUGAAUCUCAGCGAGAUUUCGUGGCGACUGAAAAGGUCGAAACGUUUGAUAACGAUGGUCGGCAUGUUGAAUGAUUUACUAGAGUGCGUGCUCGUGGAUCGAAUAAAAGGAUUUCGAUCCGAGGAGGAAAUGGAAGCGGAAGCACGGCUUCUGAUGGAAACGCGGGAAUUUUUGGCCGGUGUUGUUUUUCUGGAUAAAGCGCCGAAAAGGUCCGGCAGAUCUACGAAGCAGCAGCUACCUGACGAUAUAGUUUACAAAAUUCGAAUGGACGUGGACUACGUGCAGUCCACCAAGAGAUUAAAAAAUCAAUUUUGGACUCCCGGCCCGGAGAGCAGUUUCAUCGAGCACCUGAGAUACCUGAGAGGAUUUGUACAGCUUCAGGACUCUAUCGAUCGAGCGAUCAUAAGUACAAAGACUCGGAAGGAUCAGAAUUGGAAGACUGUGACACAACAAAUGCCAUACCCUUGCUGGAAAGACGUACCCUUUCAAACCACUCUUUACGAGUCUCAGGGUGUCCAAGUCUGUUUCUUCUUCGCGUUGAUGAUGUGCGUGGGAGCAGCUGUCAGACACAUCGUGUGGGAAAGGGAAUCUCAAAACGCGAUGGUAAUGAGCGUGAUGGGAUUGAAGCCUUGGAGGAACACGAUGGCCUGGUUCAUUACCACGUUUAUAGAACUUCUAAUCGUGAUGUUCUCCAUCGCCACGGUUCUCUUCGCCGGCGGGAUUUUACCAAAAUCCGAUCCCUCUUUGAUCUUAAUCUUGAUGAUCGAUUACAUCUUCUCCAUCGUCACUUUCUGCUACAUGAUUUCAACGAUGUGCAGCUCGGCAAGCCUGGCAGCGAUCAUCACCGUGGUCAUGUUCCUUCUGACAUUCAUGCCAUACGUCAUUGUCAUUGCUAUGGAGGCGGUUAUUGGCCUCGGUUAUAAGCUUCUCAUCUGUCUCAGCAUGUCGACCAGCUUCUGUUACGGCUGCUUGUACACCGCCAGGAAGGAAGUUCAAGGCGUCGGGCUGACUUGGAGCGCGAUGUGGGAGGAAUCCAGUCCCGGUGAUUCCAUGUCCUUGGGCCUGGUGUUCCUAAUGAUCGCCUUCGACGGCUGUCUUUAUGCCACGAUCGGUUAUCUCAUCGCUAGAUACACCAACUCAGGCAGGGGCUUUCACGAUUUGAGGUCCCGUAGCCUAUGGUGGGCCGACAAACGUUCUCACUAUGGGAGGCCGAGUUACCUCACCUUCGUCAACAACCUCUAUUUCACUAACGACGUUCUCCACCCUUCAGCCACUUACCAAGACGAGGAGAGCGACGUCAGUAAUUUGACCGUCAGCGAGAAACAGACAGGUGUGAGGUUCGACUGCGUCAAGAAGAUCUACAACACCGAUCAGGGCGAGGUGUUGGCGGUGGAUGACUUUACGCUGAGGCUUAACGAGGGAGAGGUGACGAGCCUCCUUGGGAGAAAUGGCGCUGGGAAAACCACCAUUAUUAAGAUGCUGACAGGGAUGCUGGCACCGACCACCGGUGAGAUCUGUUUGAACGGCGAGGAAGGCUGCAAGCCCGACAUAGGGGUCUGCCCUCAGGAUAACGUGCUCAUCGGCACCCUGACACCCAAGGAGCAUUUGAUCUUUUAUGCGAAACUGAAACACACCAAGGACGACGUGAACAUGCAACGAAGCGUGAACGAGAUGUUGAUGUCUAUGGAACUAGGGAAACACGAGCACGAGCCGGUCUACCGGCUCUCCGGCGGCACAAAGAGACGGCUUUGCGUAGCUUUGGCAUUUCUAGGCUCGCCAAAGCUGGUGAUCCUCGACGAACCGGGCGCCGGUGUGGAUCCAGCCGCGAGACGCAGAAUCUGGCGUCUAAUCGAUCAGCACAGGAUCGGCAGGACCGUCAUUCUGUCGACACAUCACCUGGACGAGGCUGACGUGCUCAGCGACACCGUAGUCGUGAUGCACAAGGGGAAGAUACUUUGCACCGGAUCGCCUUUAUCCCUGAAAAUGAUGCACGGACGUGGUUACAGGCUUCUCGUUACGUUCCCCGCCGAGCGUGACGAAAAUGCUGACUCGAUAGAGAGGAAUAAAGUGGAGACUCUGAAGGACGUGAUUGAAGAAGCGGUGCCUAACGCGGUGGUGAACGAAGUCUCUGGCACAGAAGCGGUCGUCACGUUGCCUUUCCAAGGGAAGAAUGGGAUAAACAACAAAUCCUUCAAUUUCAGCAUUGCUCAGGCUACGAAAGUUUUGGAAGACAGUCGCAAGAUUGUGGGCUACUCGCACUUUUCCCUGGAAUGCGACACGUUGGAAAGGGUGUUUCUGGAUCUGUGUUCGAGGGCAGAGAGUGGCUCGUCGAUCGUAACGCCUGCCCGGGAUAGUAUCGUCACUAUAGAUAACGUUGAUUUAGCAGUAGCUAAAGACAGCGGUGAUGUAAUCGAUGUCAAAGCACCCUUGAAUCCUUCCCCCCUCAGGCAGAUGAAAGCUCUGUUGAAGAAACGAAUGUGGCACUUCAAAAAGGACUGGCUGACAUUCUUAGCCGGCUUACUCUUGCCAACCAUGUUCGUUGCGGUCGCUAUGGGAUUCUCUUUGAUCAGGCCACCGUCCGAGGACGAACCGCCGCUGGUUCUUACCCCGAAAUUAUACGACACACAUCCGACCUAUUUCUACAGUAUCGACGACGGCGACAAUUCGUUCUUGCAACACGUGUCACUUCAGCUUCACGAUCGAUUCGGAGAUGACUACGCUGGCGCGUGGCAGACAUUGCCUAAUGACACGGGUACCUGCGAGUGUUUGGAUGGCCAACAGGUUUGUCACGGUGUGUCCCAAGCUGUCGAAGGUCUGCUGCAAGUAUUGCCUGGCAGGCCAACUCUAGACUGGAUAGUAUCGACUCACCAAGAAUACAUAGAAAAGAGAUACGGAGGAUGGUCGUUGUUCGAUCCCGACGACGAGCCAGUUUUUGUUGUCUGGUAUAAUAACAAAGGUCAUCACGCAUUACCGUCGUACUUGAGCGCAUUGAACGAGGCAAUCCUGAGAGCGUCGGGCGUUCAAGCUCGUCUAACAACGUUGAAUCAUCCGCUGAAGCUUUCCAGCGAUCAACUAAACCGAACGACCUUGCUGCAGCACGUGGCCGACGUUGGCGUCGCGCUCGUCCUUUUGAUCGCGUUCAACUUGGUGGCUGCUCAAGGAUCGAAAGAACUGGUGAGGGAAAGACUGUCGGAAGAGAAGAGGAUCCUCUAUCUCGCCGGUGUUCAUCCUGUCACGUACUGGAUCACCGUGCUAAUUUGGGACUUCUUUGUGUUUGGCUGUUCCGUUGCUCUGGCUGUGGUCGUUUUCGAAAUCUUUGGUCUCCCAACGUACGUCGCCAGAGACAAUCUACCUGGCAUUUGUCUAUUACUGUUCCUGUUCGCGUGGGCAGCGUUGCCGUUCUCGCAUUUAACGGAGAAAGCAUUCGACGACUCGAGCAUGUCGAACAUGGUCCUCUUCUGCGUCAACACGUUCAUAGGCGUAGCAUCCUUGGCCACCAUUUUGGUGCUCGACAUUCUCGGUAAAACGAAAACCGCGGAGGACGUACGAGACAUCUUGCACUACGUCCUGCUGAUCUUCCCCCAGUACGUCCUGGGCGACGCUCUCGUUCAAAUAUCGCGGAACGACAUCACCGCGCAGUUGUUGGGGAAAUUUCACAUGGACACUUAUCAGUCGCCGUUAGGCUGGGAGUUACUGGGUCUUCAUUACGUCUUCCUGGCCAUCGUUGGCGCCGUCCUCUUCUCUCUGAAUCUGAUGACAGAGUGCCGACUCCUUCCCAGCUGGAACAGGCAGAGAUGCCCGUACGAGGUGUUCGAAGAGGACGACGACGUGUCGAGGGAGAGGAUGAGGGUGGAGGGUGGCAUGUCGGACGACGUGUUGCAAACGGUGAAACUCCGCAAGGAGUACAGGAGCGUUUACGGGACGAACGUGGCCGUACAGAAUUUAAGCGUCGGUGUGCAGGCCGGAAAGUGUUUCGGCCUUUUGGGGACGAACGGCGCCGGGAAGAGCACCACAUUUCGUAUGUUGACGACGGAGAUCAUACCGACAGCAGGCAGGAUAAUACUGAAGGGCAAGGAGAUCGGCUCCGGGCCACUGUGCAACGGCGAGGUCGGUUAUUGUCCUCAGAGCGACGGUUUGGACGGUUUCCUCAGUCCGCAUCAGUGUCUAACGAUUCACGGGGAAGUUUGCGGGCUGAGCAACGUUCCCAAGGCGGUGGAGUUAGCGUUGAAGAGACUCGAUCUUCUGAAAUACGCGCACAAGAGAGUGAGCAGUCUCAGCGGAGGCAAUAAAAGGAAACUGUGCACCGCCUUGAGCGUAAUGGCGCCGGUGCCGGUGGUUCUUAUGGACGAGCCGACUAGCGGAAUGGAUCCGGCGACGAAGGAUCUCGUAGCCAAAACGAUCAGGCGUAUGACGAGGAAUCAGAGUUGCGUAAUUCUCACGUCGCACAGCGUGGCCGAGUGCGAAAAUCUGUGCAACAGGGUCGGCAUCCUCGCCAAGGCUGGCCUCAGAUGCAUAGGAACGCCACAACAUUUAAAACACAAAUUCGGCGAAGGUUACGUGGCGUUCCUGCGAUUCCGGCAGCCGAUAUUGUCCACGGAUCUGAGGAAAACUGUGGCGAAGUAUUUCCCUCAGGCUGUGGUCUCCUCGAGGCAGGCGAGCGCCGCUCGUUUGCUGAUACCGCGAAGCCAGGACAUGCCUGUGAGCAGCAGCUUUAAUAAGCUGAAGCUGCUGGCCGAGGAACUGAGAGCCACCGACUACACGCUGACCCAAAGUUCCCUGGAUCAGGUGCUCGUGAGUUUUUCGGAGGACGCGGACAACGAGGCCGAUGGAUCGAUUUGUGCAGAAAGCGGUAGCAACAAUGUCCCGAAUAUGUAUUCGAGCAUGGACACCAUACACAUGGAAACGUUCUCAUAGCAUGGUGCCCGCCAUCGAUUUGGAAUUUUUGUUUAAUUUGCGUGUUUUUAUACAGUUUACGAAUCAUUUAUCAACACGUAGAUCGUAGAGACUUCUGUGAUAGCUUUAUUUUUCGUUGUACAGCGCCAUGUUGAUCGGGCAAAGGGCUUUCAACUCUGCCUGUCGUUUCAGCUCGGGACGAGUGUUCACAAUUGAUUAAUUACUGAUUCGCGCGCAAAUGUCGCGCGCGAUAUGAAUUUUUAUACAAAACUUUGAUGUUUCGAAGGAUGGUCCACUCGAAAUGCUCCGUCGUGAAAUUUAUCGUGCGGUUGUGCGUUACCUACGUAAUUGAUUGAUCGUUAAUCCGGACGUGCGGCAAUAUUACUUUAUAGGAUGUGCGUUAAUCGUUCGUCGCGUGCACGAUGAUCGUGGCUUUGAUUCAAGUAUGUAGCUUCUCGUUCGAAAAUACAGAGGCACCGAGCUGAUAAGUGCUUAUUUCAUCCAAGUGAUAAAAGUUGGAUCGUGUUGCAUAAAGCGAAGAAAUCAGGUCAGCCGUUCAAAAAUUUCCACGCGGCCCGAUAAAUGCGUGAUGUUCGUAUCGCUGCUCUUCCUUGUGUACCAACACAAGUGCAUCGACCAACUGUAGAUAUAACCAUUACAUAAUAAUGUUUGUAAGAUUUUACGGUUUUUCACGUUAUCAAGUAUACGAUUUUAGAGUUCCUUAUUAAAAGAAAAAAGAAAAAAAAAAAAAAGGACGAAGUGAUUAAACAAGUCUCGUAAUAUUCAAUUUUCCAACGUCAAACAUGUGGGAAUGAUGAAAAGGCAACGUCGAAGUUAAUCAACGAUAUCUCUCUCGAGUGGCUGUAAUUGAUUUUCGCCGCUCUUUUUCUUAGAAGGAACUGUCGAUGAAAAAGUUCGCGAAAAAUCGAUGAAAUCACGCGCGAAAUCACGUCGUAAUUAUUGUUUCUGUCCCGAGAGUCCCGUGCCGUUUAUCGAUUACGCCGGUGCAAACUGGUACACACGGGAACACGCCACGUUUCACACCGUUUCGAGAUAUAGGCCUUACGAGAUUACGCAUCCGUUAUCGCGAUCGUUAUCAGCCACUGAUAGCCGACAUUGUACGGAGUUGUAAACCACAGAGUCGCGUGGACGAUUCGAAACGCGUCGAAUAUCAAAAAUACGUGUGCUGGUAACAAUUCCAAACAAAAAAGAAAAAAAGAGAGAGAGAGAGGUCUGAUGCAAACGAUGCGUUUCAUCGACGAGGCUCACGUCAGCCAUCUUUCAUCCCCUUCGAAAUUACAUGCUCGUCGGUGGAUCUCGUCUGCCUGUCUACGGAUUGUCUAUGAGAGGCGAAAUGUUCGCGCAAAAUUGGGGGAAUAUUCGAAUUUCUUCUCUCUGGCGGAGAAUGGUCUCAACGAUUUGAUUCGUGCUCGGUGUUACUCCAGCGUCAACGGAAUUUUCAUCGGUGUCAGCGGAACGAUCAAGUUGAGAGAGGAGAUAUUUGGGUGUACAUAUAUUUCGUGGACAUACACCGCGCGACACGGAUUCGUUCGAGACGAGGCGUGCGAUUUUCCCGGUUCAAGACUGGGAAGAGGCGUUUGUCUUCGUUCGUUCGCGUUCUAUCGAGGAACGGGGUAAUUGGCCGUGUAUAUUCGCGCGAAAGAGGCAGACAGAGAGAGAGAGAGAGAGAGAGA